GUUUGUGUGUGUGUGUGAGCAGAAAAACAACAUGGCAGACGUUGCUGUUCGAUCCGUCAGAAGAAGCGUCGGCAUUGUGAUGAACGAUGACUGGCCCGGCUACAGUUUAGACCUCUUCAGCUACCCUGCUCACUACUCCGGAGAUCUAGACUGUGUCUUCAUUCCACAUGGCGUCAUCAUGGACAGGACUGAACGACUGGCCAGAAAUAUCAUGGACGACCUCGGGGACCACGACAUCGUGGUGCUGUGUGUGCUGAAAGGAGGCUACCAGUUCUGUGCCGACCUGGUGGAAGGGAUCAAGGCCCUCAGCCGCAACUCGGACCGCACGAUCCCCAUGAGGGUCCACUUCAUCCGGCUCAAGAGCUACCUGAAUGACCAGUCCACAGAGGAUCUUCACAUACUCGGAGCAGAGGAUUUGUCCUUUUUAGCUGGAAAGAACGUACUGAUUGUGGAGGCCAUUGUAGGCACCGGAAAGACAAUGAAGACUCUCCUGAAGCAUGUUGAAGCCUUCAGGCCCAAAAUGAUCAAAGUAGCAGGAUUGCUGGUGAAGAGAGUUCCAAAUAAUGCAGCAUGUCUUCCUGACUAUGUCGGCUUUGAGAUACCCGAUCGGUUUGUGGUUGGAUAUGCCUUAGACUACAAUGAGUAUUUUAGAGACUUAAAUCAUAUCUGUGUGAUCAGCGAAAGUGGGAAGAUGAAAUACAAGAUUUAAAAAGAGGACUGUCACACAGAUGUCAUCGAACAGAAAGCCUGAACAUUUUCCCUGAGUUGCUGAGUUCUCACUUACAGCUGCUAUCGUGACAUUUGAUCUCAAGCAUGCCUUGUUUUGUUAUAACAUUCCUCCCAUGAACCAAUUUAACAACAGACACUGACAUUUAACUGGUAGUUUUAGCAAAGCAAGUUCACGCUUUACUGUGAUUUUAGAGUUGCUACAUCAUUCUUCAUGUUUGCAGUAUAGUUAUUCAUAUGGAAAAGGUUUACUGCUAGUGUACUGCUACUGUUUGCCUUUGUUAGUUUGUCUCUAACACAAAUAUAUUUUACUUCUUGUAUGCAAUGUCAAGAACUUGAUAAUCAUGACCUGUAUGAAUGUGAUAGAUAUUUUUUCAGUGUGUGAUAAGGUAAUAAAGGAAACUUAGUUUCUUUUAAAAUGAAAGGAAGUUGUUUUGCUAGAAAACUGGUGAUAUCAUUUUACAUUUCCUUCACCUGUAUGCAAAGUACAGGGGAAGAAAAUGCAAAAUUCUAUCAUACCAAGGUGUUUACUAGGUAGUUCUCUUGCAGUCACCUUUAAUGCUCAGCGGCAAACAAAGGAGUUUGUAAACUACUUGUGCUAACUACCUCUUUUUGUUUUUGCAGUAUUUGAGGUGUAGUGGGAUGCUUUUGUCAUUUCUGUAUUUUUUUUAAA
This is a messenger RNA of Anoplopoma fimbria (sablefish), 1399 nucleotides long. It is a transcript of the gene prtfdc1b, whose product is annotated as phosphoribosyl transferase domain containing 1b. Bases 32 to 709 code for a protein of 225 amino acids. The record is from RefSeq and is a predicted model, not a curated record. NCBI's taxonomy places the organism in Eukaryota, Metazoa, Chordata, Actinopteri, Perciformes, Anoplopomatidae. Gene Ontology annotation, molecular function: hypoxanthine phosphoribosyltransferase activity; magnesium ion binding. The transcript is spliced from 9 exons. Gene Ontology annotation, biological process: GMP salvage; hypoxanthine metabolic process; IMP salvage.